Messenger RNA from Plasmodium fragile, 339 nucleotides. RefSeq lists its product as uncharacterized. The transcript is spliced from 3 exons. The record is from RefSeq and is a predicted model, not a curated record. The coding region runs from base 1 to 339 and encodes 112 amino acids. NCBI's taxonomy places the organism in Eukaryota, Apicomplexa, Aconoidasida, Haemosporida, Plasmodiidae.
AUGCCAAAUGAACUGAAUGAACCAAAUAAACCAAAUAAGCCGGGUAAACAAAACAGGGCAAGUGAAGCGAAUAAUGCAUUGGACUCAAAUGAAACGAAUGAACCAAAUGUGCUGAGUGAACCGAAUAAUGAAAAACAGAACAAUCAUGCUCAUGCAUGCGAAACAGACGAUUUCGAUGGACUUUACAAGAUUAGGGAAAAUUAUGGAAAUAUGAACAUUAAAGUGAAAUUUUAUUUCAUUGUCAUUCUAUUUCGAAAUUACUGCGAGUGGAAAAUUUUAAAUGCAUUUCUUUUAUGCCAAUUAGGGCAUUUUAAUUGUUGCCAAAAAUUUUACCUGUAA